Messenger RNA from Salvelinus sp. IW2-2015, 3322 nucleotides. Lineage: Eukaryota; Metazoa; Chordata; Actinopteri; Salmoniformes; Salmonidae. The record is from RefSeq and is a predicted model, not a curated record.
GUAGCUAAUUCCAUGCGCGAGGAGGUGCAGUUGUGCAUCAUGCCGAGGACGCGCGGGGUCAAGGCAGCGCUCCUGUGUUGGACUCUCCGCUCAGUGAAAAUAGCUUGGAGACCGACAGAAACAGUUUCACACAUCGAUGUGUGUGCCACAAAUCUGGUCUCGUACCUCCAACGAAUUCAUCUUACUGACACAUGUGAGCCAAGAAUACAGGAAUAAUCGAGGGAGACGCGUUGGUUUCUGGCUAGUUAAUUUUUUUAAACAUUUUUUAUAGCGAGUGAAAUCACUGCUGGUUACGAAAUGUCUGGGAAAAUAGAGAGUAAGCAAGACUCGCAGCGCUCCCACCUCUCCUCUUUCACCAUGAAGCUGAUGGACAAGUUCCACUCGCCCAAGAUCAAGAGGACGCCAUCGAAGAAGGGCAAGCAGUUGCAGGUCGAACCAGUGGUCAAGAGCCAAGAAAAACCUGUCAACAAGAAGGUGAGUCGGCUGGAGGAGCAGGAGAAGGAGGUGGUGAGCGCGCUGCGCUACUUCAAAACCAUCGUGGACAAGAUGGUGGUGGAGAAGAAGGUGCUGGAGAUGCUGCCUGGCUCGGCCAGCAAGGUGCUGGAGGCCAUUCUACCUCUGGUGCAGGUGGAGGCCCGGAUAACACACAGUUCGGCUGUGUCGUCGUGUCACAACCGGGUGUACCAGAGCCUUGCCAACCUGAUCCGCUGGUCCGACCACGUCAUGCUGGACGGCAUCGACCUUGAUGACAAGGACAACGUGGUCGCGGUCACGACAGUCAUCAAAGCCGUCCUGGAUGGGGUCAAGGAGCUGGUCAAACUCACCAUAGAGAAACAGGAGCAACCCUCCCCCACCAUACCCAACAAACCCCCACCACCACCUGUCACUACACCAGAGAGGUCAGAGUUGCCACUGACAGAACGGGAGAGGGAGAUCCUGAGUAAGACCCCGCUCACCGAUGCUGUGACGGACAUGGCAGAGGAGGACGUAGCUCCGCCCAAACCCCCCCUCCCUGGCCUGAAAAUGGAUGCACUCAGAGCACACUUGGCUACUGACCCCACUUUCGCUGGCCAACGGAGAUCCACAAAGACUGACACUCCUCCUCCAGCUUUGCCCCCAAAGAAACGUCAGUCGGCCUCGUCGCCCACUCGGGUGGCAGUGGUGGCCCCCAUGAGCCGCGGCUCCAGCCUGCCUUGCAGCGUCCACAGACAGCAGCAGGACUAUGAGCAGGAGUUCCUCCAGAGGCGUUUCUCGGGGGGCAGCCAGUCGUAUGGGUGUGACUCUCCGCGCCUCUCGCCCUACAGCAGCAUGGGGAAGCUCAGCAGGUCUGAAGAGCAGCUCUGCUCCAUGGAACAGGACAGUGGACAGUGCUCCAGAAAUACUAGCUGUGAGACACUGGACAACACAGAGAGUUACGACCCCGACUAUGACUUCCUCCACCAGGACCUCGCUGUCUUCACAGGGGACACCCACCUGCCCUCCACUGCCACCCCCUCAGGGGUCAUGUCCCUGUCCCCCCUCCCCGAGUCCCACAGUGAGUGCUCCUCUCCCGUGCCUCCUCACCCCCGGUUCAGGUCACCACCCGCCCCCCACCACCAACAACCCCACCCACCCCAGUCUGAGUACUGGACACCCCAGCCCGGUUCCCACAUCAUCCCCUUACAACCAUCCCGCAUCAGUGCUCCUCCAGCAUUACCCCAGAAGAAGCGGCGCAGCUCCCAGGUUUCACCCUAUCAGGACGGGUGUGGCUCCUCGGGGGGGCCCCUCAACGAGAGGUCCCCUUCCCAAUACGAUAACCUGUCGGAGGAGGAGCUGCUGCACCCCACGCCCCUCUUCACUCCCAACUCGCCCAUGCCCCAGAGCAACGGGGGGGUGUUCGUGGCCCAGUACCUGGCUAGCGAGAGCGCCGACCUGCCCUCUAGUCCACCGCCUCUGCCUGAGAAGAGGAGCAAGAAGGGGGGGGGGGGGGUCCUGGCGUACAUGCAGUUUGUGGAGGACUACUCAGAGCCCCAGCCCUCAGUGUUCUACCAGACCCCACAGAAUGAGAGCAUCUAUGAGCAGAGGAACAAACGCUUCCAGGACGUCUACGGCCUCAACGACUCCUUCAGUAGCACCGACUCGGUCCACGAACCCCUUCCCAUACCCCUCUUCCCGCCCCCCGCCCUGCCCCCCAAGCAGAGGCAGCUGUCUUCCUCCCCCUCUUCCUCCUCAUCCUCCUCUCUGUCAUGCCACCUCCAGCUGCCAUUGGUGGUGGCGGCAGAGGAGGCGGGCUCUGGCCUAGGCCUCAGCCUAUUGGUUUCUAGCUCCUCCUACCUGAGUGGACAUGCCUCGCUGACCACGCCCAUGAGUUCAGACCAGGUCGCCUUGACCAAUGCCACCAUAUUGGAUGGCAGCAGGGGCAGGCCCAACGGUUCCCUGGCCAACUCAUUGGGCUCUGUUGCCAUCUGUCUUCCUCCUCCUGAGACCACUUCUCUUCUAACUGACUCUCUCCUCCGCACCUCGGCAGUGAGCGUCGACGAGGGUGGCGAGGGCGAGUAUGUCAACCUGUACUCAUCCAGCCAGGCCAAUGGGGAGCUGGAGCUGCCUCCCUGCCUCAGACCAAUCGCUGCUGACGAUGUCAUUCAAGACCCCGCGCCACAAAUGCACUCCUCCAAUAGCAAGGAGGCUCUGGACAAGGACAGCAGGAGGCAGAAGUCGACAGACUCGGUCCAGAGCGAUGAGGAGGAAGUGGAUGAGCUCUCUCUCAUCGACCACAAAGAGAUCAUGUCCCGGAUAACACUCAAACAGGAGAAUGACGAUGGUCCUGAUGUGCGUGCUGGAUCAGGGGAUAUUCUGUUAGUCCACGCCACAGAGACAGACCGCAAAGGACCACAUACACCUAGGUUCUGUCACAGUCCAGACACGUUUAAGAAGCGCGUCAGCAAGAACACCUUCUUUGUGCUCGUUAGACUGGUGGACGAACUGUGUCUGGUGGAGUUAACGGAGGACAUCCUGAAGCAGCUGAUGGACCUGGUGUUCAGGCUGGUGUGUAACGGCGAGCUGAGCCUGGCCCGCGUGCUUCGCAAGAACAUCCUGGACAAGGUCUGUCCAACAACACCACUACCUUCCCCUCAACACCACUACCUUCCCCUCAACACCACUACCUUCCCCUCAACACCACUACCUUCCCCUCAACACCUUCACCUCCCUCAACACCUUCACCUCAACACUCUUAGCAGUUGAUGUUAUUCUUUAAUAACGCGGAACCCAAAGCAAAUCAGGGGGAGGAAAAUAGGUUUAUUCAAAGAGGAUAAAUCAUAGAUGUUAUACUGAGAGGUAGAUG